CAGCACAGUCAAUAGUUAGCGCCAUUUGUGCUUUUUUUUUUAAAUCCUGGGAAUAAAUUAAAAAGAUAACAGAACAAGAGCAGCAUCCAUGCAUCGCAGCCAGCCCGCCUCCACCCCUCUGUCAUUUUAUUUUUAUGUUUUUUUAGCGUCACAUCCCCCUGGUCGGAGGAAUGUAGACGGAGAGCUUUAAAAAUAGCAUCCUCUCCUCUGACAGCGCUGCUCCGGAGGCUCCGCAGCACUGUGGUGCGAGAAGCAGGAAUGCGAAGAUGGCUACAGACCUAGGAGAGCUGCUGGUCCCGUACAUGCCCACCAUUAGAGUGCCCAGGACAGGAGACAGGGUUUUCAAGAGCGAGUGCGCCUUUUCCUUCGACUCACCUGAGUCAGAGGGGGGCCUGUAUGUGUGUAUGAACACAUUCCUGGGCUUUGGACGAGAACACGUGGAGAGGCAUUAUCGCAAAACAGGACAGAGUGUUUACAUGCACCUCAAGCGACAUGUCAAAGAGAAAGCAACAGGAGCUGCAGGAGGCGCCAUCCCCAGACGAAGGAAUGGAAAAGUGUUUCUAGAUUUAGAGCUAAACCGUGACUUUAACGGUGAGGACUAUGAAUAUGAAGACGAGGCCAAGCUGGUCAUUUUUCCAGACCACUUCGAGAUCCCCUUACCAAAUAUUGAGGAGUUGCCCGCUCUGGUGACCAUCGCCUGUGACGCUGUGCUCAAUGCAUCAUCAGCCUACAAGAAGCAGGAGCCUGAAUCGUGGGAGGAGGAAAUCCAGGUAUCCAGACAUGCCAGGAGCCUCAGACAGCUCGAUAACGGGGUCAGGAUCCCACCUAGUGGUUGGAAGUGUCAGAAGUGUGAGAUGAGAGAAAACCUGUGGAUGAACCUCACGGAUGGAGCCGUGCUCUGUGGGAAGUGGUUCUUCGAUGGGAGCGGAGGGAACGGCCACGCCCUGGAGCACUUUAGAGAGACCAACCAUCCCCUGGCUGUCAAACUGGAUACCAUCACACCAGACGGAGCAGAUGUCUACUCGUUUGAGGAGGAAGAGGCCGUGUUGGACCCCCACAUAUCAGAACACUUGUCACACUUUGGAAUAGACAUGCUACAGAUGCAGAAAAGAACAGAAAACGGUCACAACACAGACAAUAACUCUCGGCCACGGGUAAGCGAAUGGGAGGUGAUCCAGGAGUCAGGCAUGAAGCUGAAAGCGGUGUUUGGUUCUGGUUACACGGGCAUCAAAAACCUGGGAAACAGCUGCUACCUCAGCACGGUGAUGCAGGUCCUCUUCAGCAUCCCUGACUUCCAGAGGAUGUAUGUGGGUAAUCUUCAGAGGAUAUUUGACUACUCACCCCUCGACCCCACGCAGGACUUUGCCACUCAAAUGGCUAAACUUGGACACGGACUUCUCUCAGGCCAGCACUCCAAACCACCCAUGAAAUCUGAGCUCAUUGAACAGGUGAUGAAAGAAGAACACAAGGUAUUAAACUGGGUAUCAGAAGGAGUCUCUCCCCGAAUGUUCAAGUCCCUAGUGAGCAGGGGACACCCAGAGUUCUCCUCCACCAGACAACAAGAUGCACAUGAGCUCCUCCUGCACGUCAUCAACCUGGUGGAGAGGAACAGUGCAGGCUCAGAGAACCCAAGUGACGUCUUCCGCUUCCUGGUGGAGGAGCGCACUCAGUGCUGCCAGACACGUCGGGUUCGUUACACACAGAGGGUAGACUACUGCAUCCAGCUGCCAGCCCCCUUUGAAGCAGCAACCAAUCGAGAGGAGCUGUUGGCAUAUGAGGCCAAGCUAAAGGACGCUGAGGAGAACAUGCGGGCUCCUCCUGAGCCAGUGAGAGCGCGGAUCCCCUUCACCGCCUGUCUGCAGGCUUUAACCGAGCCAGAGAACGUCCCCAACUUCUGGAGCUCAGCACUUCAGGCCAAGUCAGCUGGAGUCAAAACUUCCCGUUUUGCCUCCUUCCCAGAGUACCUGGUUCUGCAGAUCAAGAAAUUCACUUUCGGGGUUGACUGGGUGCCAAAGAAAUUAGACUUGGCCAUAGACGUUCCAGACUUCCUGGAUCUGAGCAGAAUGCGGGCCACAGGGCUGCAGACGGGCGAGGAGGAGCUUCCUGACCUCAUGCCUCCUAUCGUGCUACCUGAAGACACACGAGAUAACUCCAUGGGCUCUUUGGACUCUCCAGAAAUAGACGAGGCGGCAGUAAUGCAGCUGGCAGAGAUGGGCUUUCCGCUCGAGGCUUGUAGGAAAGCGGUCUACUACACAGGCAACAUGGGCCCUGAGAUGGCCUUUAACUGGAUCAUAGCCCACAUGGAAGAGCCUGACUUUGCAGAACCUCUCACUCUGCCCUCCAUGAUCGAUCCUGGUCCCUCCACCAGUGACAGCCCCAUGGGAGCGACCCCGCUGGAAAACUCGCCCCCUGAAGAGAGCAUCGCCAUUCUAACUUCCAUGGGCUUCCCCCGCACUCACAGCAUCACAGCACUCAAAGCCACGAACAAUAACUUGGAACGAGCAUUGGACUGGAUCUUCACUCACCCGGAGGAGGAGGAGACUGACGCCCUCUCAGACAUGGCGGACACAGAGCCCAAUGACAACGCUUUCUCAAACUCAAACUCACACAGUGACUCCACGCUGUCCCAAGACAGAGACUCGUCGGGCCCGCGGGUCAAAGACGGACCAGGACGAUAUGAGCUGUUUGCUUUCAUUAGCCACAUGGGAGCAUCCACCAUGUCUGGUCAUUAUGUUUGUCACAUCAAAAAGGAGGGAAGGUGGGUGAUGUUCAACGACCACAAAGUAUGUUUGUCAGAAAGGCCUCCAAAAGACUUGGGCUAUAUCUAUUUUUACCAUCGACUGUCCAGUGGUUAAAGUAAAUUCCCCCCCUCUCACCUCCACCCUGCACCAUUUAAAAGAAAACACAUUUGUUCACCUGCAGAAGACUGGCAGACAACAUUAAUAACAACCACAGUGGAAAUGAUGUAAUACAACUUCCUUGACCAGCUGCUCGCCUUACCGUGAUGUCAUUCAGGAUCAACCAGGAACCUUGGUUAAAAAAAAAAAAAGGGAAAGCAAUGUGCUCUUUUGUUAUGUUACGCUUUGAAUGUAUAUUUAAGUGUUUGUGUUUAAGAAAAGACAUUUUCUUGCCAGUGUAGGUGCAGAGGAAUGUGUGCAAUUUCUACUUCUGGAGUACUCUGCAAACAAAAUAAUGCCACAUAUCAAAUCACAUUGUUCCUUCUCUAUGCCUUCAGCUACUGUGCCAGUGUCUUCAAAGUGGUACAUUUUAUAAAUGUAUAUUGAGAUGGGAGUGCUUCACUGCCAGCCCUGAAAUGCCCCGAAACUGCAUCAACAGAAAACAAAUUACUGUGCUGCUGGUGGCUUUGCAUUCUGCAUUGAAAUACAAUACAGUGUUUUUCAUCUCAAGGAUAUUUAAAGGACAUCCUGAAGUUUAAAGGGGCUAUAUGUAACUUUUUACAUGUAUAAAUCGUUUUUUAUCGCCCAUUAAUAAGCGAAGGGUUUACUGAUGUGAGUAGAUGUUCACUGUCUAUCUGUGUUGCCUGUAUAAAAUCUUUCCCCGGGUCGUAUUUUCGCGAAAGCUCCAGGAAGUGACAUUUUAUGCAUGUUCUCAACGUCCUCCUCACUCCGCUCUGCUUACAGAGAUUAACAUACAAACUCAUCACACACUCCCGGUCUUCACCUCCACAGCCAGAGGCCGCCUUCCACACACUUCUAUCCGCCCUAGGAGCUCUCAAAGGCGGACAAACUCAUCACACACUCCUGCUCUCAGCCAGUUCCUGCAGAGACUGUCGUUUGUAGGAUGGAGAAUGAAUACAGACACACAGACUCCUUCACAGACUUUCACAUGUGUAUGACCACUUACCUCCUCUGUGAACAUUAUGCCGGUAAAUAUCUAGUGUUUCGCGGCCGAUAAUGAUGCUAGUUUGUGUACGUACAAGCACGUGAGGGAGAGCAAGCAACAGGUUACUGGUACAGUUCACCUAACAGCCAUGAGGUAUCGCUACAAACGCAGUGUUUUUGAAAGUUACAUAUAGCCCCUUUAAAAGUAGUAACGAGAUAUAAACGACUUAUUGUAUGCUGAAAGUUUCAGACUGAGCCCAGCGUGAAUGGGUGUUAACCUGGUUAAAAAAAACAGUGUUAGUGAAUUAUGGCUCAAACCUGCCCCAGUUUUACUUUGAGAUUGUUUGAGUGUGUCCCUCUUUAAGGCAAAACUUUCUCGGGUGCCCUUGCCGAGUUAUCAACAUUGAAGUAUUUCCCCACUCUGUAAGCACUUUUUUUUGCGUAAAAUGAGCUCAUAAGGUGCAGUUGAAGUGGUCUUUUUAUUCACCAGCUAUAAACAAAUGAAUGUGAUAUCUUCAACUUCAGUACUGCUGAACCUGAAAAUCCUUGAAGUGGCCAUUAGUCGAUGUAGAGAUUACAGUAUACAAACAUACAACUGAUGCCAAAUUAAAACUAAGCCUAUGUUGAGAUCAUAUCAGUGCACAAACAGAAUCCCUUCGUUCUGCAGUGAAAUUCUUUGAUUCAUUGUGAGUUGCAAGAUGUUUGCAUUGUGUGCAAAACUUGAACUCUCGGCUGCAGCUGUUUCAGAUUGGUUCCUUUAUCACUUUGACAUAUUCAGACAAUGACUCAAAAUUUUGAAUGAAUGUUUUUGCUGGAGCUGUUGCUGCUUUUUACACGUCACUAGUUAUGCACCUGAACUGUUUUCAGGUCUAAUGCAAUAUGACCACCAAUAUGCACCACAACCAUAUCUGCUCAGUGCUGCUGUAUGAUAAAAGCUGAACUGGGAUAUCUCGUCUAUGUGCAGUCUUGACGGAUAGACAUGCUGCAGUGCUGAAUGUACUUCAUGGUGCUCACAGCAACUAAAACCUCCUGUUCAGCUUUAAUACUCAGAAACCACAUUGAAUUUAGAACUGGCACCUCGAGUUUUAGUCACUAAACCUCAUGCUGGAUCACUCAAAGACUCUGUACUCCACUCACUCAGUUGACUCAAAACAUGCCCAACAGAUAAAUCAAACAUAUCUUGUUUAGUAGUAUCUGUGAUAUCUUUUGUUUUCUUCCUCUGACUGUCAACAAUAUUUCAGUUUUUCAGCCGUGUUUAGUCUAUUAACAACCAAAACAAGGAGUACAUGGAACUGGACUUCAAUCAGGCUUUUAUCUGUUUUAUCUCAAACAAUCUGCAUAGUAUAACAAAGUGUUGAUAUUUUGUUAUCGCCACAAACACAAUCCCAGUUGUAUGAACCUGGCAUUUACCGAAACUGUCUUUAACUCAGUAGUGCACUCAUGGUUGCAAGGGGAGCUGUGAUGAAAAACGACUUCAAGGGUUUUUCUGCAAAAUGUGUGUGCAAACUUCGGAGUCAUAACUUCUCAUAUUCAGGGAGAGGACAGACCGUUGACAAUAAAUACACAAUUCUUAAGAGUGUUCGGGUGGGUAAUGCAUAAUCUAUCACACAUCAUCCUGGACAAGAUAUUAAAGUAAAGUGAAUGCCUCUUAAAGAUUUCUUUAGAAAUAGUCAGAGGAUUGUCUCCACCUGUGAGUCUGUAUGUCUACAGAAUCUUCAAGAUGAUUUUGCAGAAGAACUCUGUCUUUCAGCGGUGCUCCCCCUUUAAUAACAGUGUGCCUACAUUUGACUGAUCACUACAUCUCAACAUUUAUCAUCUUCACAUACUACUUGACAAACUGCUGCAGUGUUCAUCAUCUAUGCAUCGGGGAAGUCUAAAAAGGUCUCUCUAUGCAACUAUUUUAUUUCUGCCUUUCCUUCUUUAAUGUUUUGUAUCCUUUGUCGGACCCUGGUCUAAAAAGUGUCUUUCUGAUCUUCAUCAUAUGUGGAUCAGUGAAAAACCUGUUGUCUUGCUCGAUGACGUUAAGUUAUAAAUGUCCUGAGAUAUUCUGUGCAAUCAGUUGUUAUUUCGAGGCACCUUUUGUUCCCCCUGCUCUCCUGAUAACGUAAUGCUUUUUGUAUUUUUUGUCUAUUUUGGUUUUGGCUUUCCCUCCAGCUCGGUCUCUAUUCAUUUUCUCUGCCAUGCUAAACCUACCUGUUUAAUUUGUCACUAAACAGCUUUUACAAUGUCAGCAUGUGCACUAGACUUUGGCAUUUAGUCAUUUGGAUUGUACAACUGUUCUUCUGUGAGUUUUAUUCUUCUUUACCUUUAACUAAAUGUCAAAAUGUUCUUCACCUGUUUUUACUCUGUUGCUUUUUUUUUUGCAAAAAAGUUUGUGCAAAUUCUGUAGUUUUCAUUACAUAGCUUUCCUGAAGGGAUUAUUUUAAGUUGACUUUUGUAAUGUACGGUAUGCGUUUAUCCAAAUAUAAUUUAGGUGUAUGUGAAUAGAGUAAUGACAGUAUAGUCAAUGGCACUGUUUACUUACCAGAGUUGGAACAUUGAAUAAACUACACCUUUGUC
Molecule: messenger RNA, 6401 nt
Organism: Labrus bergylta (ballan wrasse)
Lineage: Eukaryota; Metazoa; Chordata; Actinopteri; Labriformes; Labridae
Source: RefSeq, a predicted model, not a curated record